GUCUGUGCGGUGACGAUGACGUUGCUCGCAUCGCCGGGAAUAGUGUGUGGUCCCUGAGGGAAUAGAAAUCGCGUUGCGACCAGACCGACUUGUUACCGGCAAAUUGUUGGAGGGACCUUCAUCCCUCCAUGAGACCACCUUAUCCAGUCCUGCUCGGCUGCCCCGGUGUUGCUUUGUCGCUGAUUCCUUUGGUCCUCGGCUGGCAGGGGUACCCAGGCACCUAAAGUUUCAGAGGCGGUUAUGAGACUUCGAUGAUUAGCGGCUGGUGUGAUACAAGCAUUCGCAGCAGCGUCAAGAGAAGCGUCAUGGGUUACCGACUACAGCUCCUUCUGUGCGCCCUCCUGCACCAACACUUGGUCCACGGCAUCGAUAUAUCACAAUGCACCGGCCCUCUGGGAAUGGCGUCCGGAGCGAUUCCUGAUGCUGACAUCACCGCCAGUUCCAGCUUCGAUGAGGACAACGUAGGCCCUCAUCAAGGACGGUUGAGCCAGGAGAGCUUCGGGGGCGCCUGGUGCCCCAAGUCACAAAUCACGACCGAGUCGUCCGAGUGGAUUGAGAUAGAUCUUCACAAGGUGCACGUGAUAACAGGGAGCGCGACUCAGGGUCGCUUCGGCAACGGCCAAGGCGCCGAGUACGCCGAGUCCUACCUCCUCGAGUACUGGAGGCCGGCCCUCAGCAAAUGGGUCCGAUACAGGAACGUUCUCGGAGAAGAGGUCAUCGAGGGCAACAGGAACACCUAUCUCGAGUCCAAGUACAGCCUGGAGCCGCCGAUCUGGGCGAGCCGAGUCCGUUUCCUGCCUUACAGCGUCCACAAGCGGACGAUCUGCAUGCGGGUGGAGCUGUACGGAUGCUCGUGGAACGACGGCAUAAUAUCGUACUCGAUGCCCCAGGGUGACAAGCGGGGCAAUUGGCAGUUCUUCGACGCGGCUUACGACGGCCACUGGAACGACGAGCUCGUCCGGGGCCUCGGACUGCUGACGGACGGCAAGACGGGGCCCGACAAUUUCAAGCUCAGCUAUUACGACUCGAGCAAGGAGCAGGGCUGGGUCGGCUGGAGGAACGACACGAGGGAGAGACAGCCCCUGGAGAUCAAGUUCGAGUUCGAUCACGUGAGGGAGUUCUCGGCCGUUCACAUUUACUGCAACAAUCAAUUUACCAAGGAUGUACAGGUCUUCUCCGAGGUGAACAUACUGUUCAGCAUCGGGGGCAAGUACUACACUGGCGAUCCCAUCGUCUACGACACUCCCGAAGACAAAAUCUUCGAGGUAUCGCGCAACAUCACGAUAAAGCUGCACCAUCGCAUCGGGAAGUUCGUGAAGCUGCGCUUCGGCUUUGCCGCUCGAUGGAUCAUGAUUAGCGAGAUAACCUUCGAGUCCGAUGUAGCUCACGGCAACUUCACACCGGAGACGCCGCCAUCGACGGAGGCGCCGCGUCCGCGCGACCGUGGCUCCUCGCGCGAGACGCCACGGCACGAGGCCGAGGUCCCGGUUUCGACCGCCAAGCAGGACGACCCGACCUACAUGGCCGUGAUAAUCGGCGUGCUGACGGCGGUGAUUCUCCUCCUCGCUGUCGCCAUCUUUCUAAUCGUCUCGAGGCACCGGCAGCGCAAAAACUUUGCCAGCCCCCUCGGCACCAAGUCAGCUAUACCGGCCGGAGCCCACCAGCACCUCGCCAACGAGUCCGCCUACGGCACAGCCGAGAAGGAUCCCUCGCUCAUGACCUACCGGGUCGACGACAUGGACGACAGGUACGCCGGCGCCAAACUCACGACCCUGCCCCGGGAGCUGAACGACCGGCUCCUCGGCGACGUGAGGCUCGACGAUUACCAGGAGCCUUUCCACGAGUCAGCCAGCGCCAAAUACAGGGAGUCCGUGCACGCUGCUUAUUACGGAUACAGCACCGUCGUUAUCGACAACAAGGAUCUUCAUGACAACGUCGAACAAUCCGAUGCAACUUACGAUUACGCGGUACCGAUGCCAGUACCUAGUGCGAGCAGCGAUCAGGACAGCAUAUUUUCCAAGUCGUCCAGGGGCAGCGCCAAGGCUUGCUUGCAGAGCUUCUUCCCGCCACCGCCGCCCCCAAUGAGCGCACCGCCCUCGCGGGUGGGCAGCAACAAUCUCACGUACUCGAGUCCUCCGAGUCCGGAGCUGAUGUGCGAGCGCAGUGGUCGACUCGGCAGCAAACGUCGCGAUCAUUCGCUCCAUCGAUACGCAUGAGACGAGCUUCAGCAGCAGCCUC
Molecule: messenger RNA, 2238 nt
Organism: Ceratosolen solmsi marchali
Lineage: Eukaryota; Metazoa; Arthropoda; Insecta; Hymenoptera; Agaonidae
Product: discoidin domain-containing receptor 2
Exons: 10
Coding region: 252-2216 (654 amino acids)
Source: RefSeq, a predicted model, not a curated record